Messenger RNA from Malania oleifera, 1492 nucleotides. Its product is annotated as metacaspase-1-like. Bases 215 to 1315 code for a protein of 366 amino acids. Gene Ontology annotation, biological process: proteolysis. Lineage: Eukaryota; Viridiplantae; Streptophyta; Magnoliopsida; Santalales; Ximeniaceae. Gene Ontology annotation, molecular function: cysteine-type endopeptidase activity. The transcript is spliced from 5 exons. The record is from RefSeq and is a predicted model, not a curated record.
UCUGACAAAUUUUAGAGAAAAUUUGAAAAUUUGCAAUGCCAAGUCACCAAUUCGUUGUGAACAUUCAUUCUUAGUUGUAUCAGAAAAUAAAAAUAUUAAAAAUAAAAACAGAAAAUAGAACGUAUGUAAAAACAGCCAUUAAAAAAAAAAAAAAAUCCCUGGCUCAAUCGCUCCCACCUGAAACUGAAAGCGUUUUUUCAUUUUCAUUGCCGCAAUGUUCAUGCUGGUGGAUUGCUCCAACUGCCGCACGCCGCUGCAGCUGCCCUACGACGCCAGAUCCAUCCGCUGUGCCAUCUGCCACGCCGUCACCUACAUCGCCGACCCCCGCUCCGCCCCUCCGCCUUCUCACGCGCCGUCGCCGCACGCCCAUUCGCCUCCUCCGGCUCCGUCCCCGUCUCCAACUCCAUAUGGCCAUGCGCCGCCGGGGCCGCCGCCGCAGGCCCACGGCCGGAAGAGGGCGGUGAUCUGCGGCAUAUCGUACAGGUACUCGCGGCACGAGCUCAAGGGGUGCAUCAACGACGCCAAGUGCAUGCGGUAUCUAUUGAUCAAUAGGUUUCAAUUCCCUGAGGAUUCGAUUCUCAUGCUUACUGAAGAAGAAAGUGAUCCUUACAGAAUUCCUACCAAGCACAACAUAAUGAUGGCAUUAUUUUGGCUUGUACAAGGCUGUCAGCCAGGUGACUCCUUGCUGUUUCACUAUUCUGGUCAUGGUUCUCGGCAAAGGAACUAUAAUGGUGAUGAAGUUGAUGGAUAUGAUGAAACUUUAUGUCCACUGGACUUUGAAACUCAGGGUAUGAUUGUUGAUGAUGAGAUCAAUGCAACAAUUGUCAGACCUAUUCCUUAUGGAGUUAAGCUUCAUGCAAUAAUAGAUGCUUGCCAUAGUGGCACUGUGCUGGAUUUGCCAUUCCUUUGCAGAAUGAGAAGGGGUGGGCAGUACAAAUGGGAGGAUCAUCGUCCCCGAUCAGGUUUGUGGAAAGGAACAAAUGGUGGAGAAGUCUUUUCUUUCAGCGGUUGUGAUGAUGAUCAAACUUCUGCAGAUACAUCUGCUCUUUCAAAAAUAACUUCAACUGGAGCUAUGACUUACAGUUUUAUCCAAGCAAUUGAGCGUGGUCAGGGAACUACAUAUGGAAGCAUACUAAAUUCAAUGCGUUCAGUUAUUCAGAGUACAGGUAGCAACCCCGUUGGUGGUGUUGCAACUGCUCUAGUUACCUUGAUUUUGAGCAGUGGUCUUGAAAUUGAUGGUGACGGCCUGAAACAGGAACCACAGUUAACUGCAUGCGAGCCGUUCGAUGUUUAUACGAAGCCUUUUGUCCUAUGAUCUUUAGUUAUAUUUAGAGAUUUAUCAGAUUAAGAGGAAUUGUAUUGUAAGAAGGGUCUUGCUUUUGCCAGCCUCUCUCUCUCUCUCUCUCUCUCUCUGUAAAAAAUGUGUAUGUACGAGUUUGGGUGCAUAUAUACAUACAUUGUUGUCUAAGAUUAAGUUUGUUGUUUUGAUUGA